Pneumocystis carinii B80 is the source of this 2289-nucleotide messenger RNA. RefSeq lists its product as hypothetical. The coding region runs from base 1 to 2289 and encodes 762 amino acids. Lineage: Eukaryota; Fungi; Ascomycota; Pneumocystomycetes; Pneumocystales; Pneumocystaceae. The transcript is spliced from 26 exons. The record is from RefSeq and is a predicted model, not a curated record. Gene Ontology annotation, molecular function: metal ion binding.
AUGUGGAGUUAUUUUAUAUUUUUAUUGUUUCUUCAAGAGGAAUCAUAUAAAAUACAAUAUAAUCUAUCAGAUUAUUUUUUGUAUCCAAGAAGUGAAGUGAAUCUAAAGGUUCUUUCUGAUGUUGAUAAACCAGAAAUCGAUUUAUCUUUACAUCAGAUCAUCGACCAAUUAUCAGCAGCUUCAAUGGAUGUAGGCAUUGGAUAUUAUUCUGAUCCUAAUAAAUCUAUUUAUUUAUCUAUUUCUUGGAAAAUAUCCCUUGCUCACUUUUGUGAACAUAUGCUAUUUAUGGGUUCAUCAAAAUAUCCUGAAGAAGCGGGCUUUUCUUUUUACAUUAGGGAGAAUAGUAGUAAAUAUAAUGCGUAUGCACAUUGGAUAAAUUUUCCAACUUCUUUAUUUCACUUGUUUUCAAGAGAUUCUGUUGAUCGUGAACUGCGUGCAAUUCAAUUAGAAUUUGAGUUAUAUAAACAAUCUAAUUUAUGGCGUUUGCAACGAAUUGAGAAAACACUUUCAAGUAAAGAUUUUCCAUAUUAUAAAUUUGGUGUAGGGAUUUUCCAAACAUUAAUAACUGAUCCAAAAAAUAACGUUAAAGAAUUUUAUAAAACAUAUUCUACGAAUUUGAUGAAGCUUGUUGUAUACUUCUCUGAAAUUCCUAAUAAAGAUAUUCAGAAGUCCAUCCAAUAUUGGUAUAAAUUGAACCUUGGCAUUAUAAGAAUAAAACUUACGUUUCCUGUUGAAACACAAAAUAAGGCAUCUGAUUUCCUUCAUAGACAUUUAUUAGCACAAGAAUGGUUAGUUUCUUUUAGCGCCUAUGUUGAAAAUAUGGGACUAGCUGAAUAUCAAGUAAUAGUAGCAAUAUUCCAAUAUUUGAAAUUGCUUAAAGCUAUACAAAGAACAAGUUUAAAUUAUUCAAAUCUGUUAAAUUUCGGAUUGAUUAAAGAAUACAGUUCAGUGGAUAUUAAGAGUUUAUUAAAUUCGUUGCGUCCAGAUGAAUAUUUACUUUCUAUCUCUUCUAGUAGCCAACCUGGUAAUUGGAAUUUAAAGAAAUGUUGGUAUGAAUCAGAAUACAAAGUUGAGUCUUUGCCGGAACAUUUGUGCAGCAAUAAUUUAACAGCUAAUAAUAUGUUUAAAUUAUCUGCUAUGAACAAAUACAUUUCGAAAAAGUGUUCAAGUCAUAUCUUGAAUAUACCAGUGAAUUACUUCAUUACUGGUAUAUGGAAGAUGAUAGACAUUCUUCUUCUAAAACAUGUUUAUUUUUAUUUUUCAAAAUGCAUUAAUGAAAACAAUACAUCGGAUAUUACUUAUGUUAUUCUAGUCCAGAAUAUUCCAAUACUCCUAUACAAGAAGCACUAUAUUUAUAUAAAUAUGUUGGCACGUAACAUUUCUGAAAUAAAAUAUUAUUCAGAAACUACAAGGAAUCAAGUUUCUAUAUUUCCAGAUAAAUUAGGAUUUCAAUUAUUAGUACUUGGUUAUAGUGACAAAUUAUUUGUAUUGUAUCAAGGUGUUUUAGACGCUAUUUUAAAAUUUGUGCCUACCUCUUUUAUGUUUAAUCUUACUUUACAGCCUUCUCUACUCUCAUCAUUUCAUGAAGUACGAUUUUCUCAGAUUUUUGUAGAGGCAUUAGCAGUUGGAGUGCUUCCAAAAAAUGCAUUGCUCAUUAUCAAAAAAUCUUUAAAACCUAUUACUCUAUACAAUUCUCAUCCACUUCCAGAUUUCAUACACGAACAUCUAUUCUUGAAAAAGAGAAUGUCAUUCUCAAACAUUAACCAUGAUAAUGCCCAGUCCUGUAUCAUUUAUAUUACUAUUACAAGUGCAGGGGAUCCAUUUUAUUUAGAAUUGGCGGCAAUUAUAGAUGCUAUAACUGAUGAAGAAUUUGAAGUUUAUGUUAAUUCAAUUACUCAUAAAUUUUUUUACAUGCCUGAAAACAUAUUUUCAGAUGCAAAUUUAUAUUGGGAUAGUAUCUUUACAGGAUUAUACCAUUUUGAUUUCGCUAGUACAGCACUUGAUGUUCUAAAGAAUUUAACAAAAGAUGAUUUAAAACUUUUUUCUACAGAUAUUUCUAUCCUGAUUCACCUAUCUAAGCCUAAACUAUCAAACUUUGAAGAAUUUAUACGGAAAUUACUUGUAAAGAAAUACUCGGAUACAGAUAUUUCCAUAAUAGAAUUAAAACGAAAAGCUUUAGAGAAUUAUAAUUCAAUAAACAUUUGGGAUCCAGUAAUAUUUAAAAGCUCUUUGAGAUUAUCAUCUGCUUCUGUUCCAUCAUUACCACUUGAGGCAUACAAAAAACCUUGA